Molecule: messenger RNA, 3110 nt
Organism: Epinephelus fuscoguttatus (brown-marbled grouper)
Lineage: Eukaryota; Metazoa; Chordata; Actinopteri; Perciformes; Serranidae
Product: MKRN2 opposite strand protein-like
Exons: 4
Coding region: 1029-1682 (217 amino acids)
Source: RefSeq, a predicted model, not a curated record
AGUUAAUUAACAGUGCUGAACUCAUCUGUUCCUGCAAAUAACCAGAUAUAAAUCCCAUGUAUGACCUUAAUAUGACCUUACUGUGACGUGUAAUAUAGUGACGUACACAAUCUCAGUUAGUACACAUAUGUUCCUGCCCGGACUAUUAUUGUUGUUGCACUCUUGGGUGUUAUGCUGAAGAACCAAAGUAAAUGUUCACUAGAACGAUGUGCGCUGUCUUAUUUAUUUAUUGUUAUUGUCUCAUUUAUUAAGUCAGAUCAACACCAAAGGUAAAACACGAUAUGACUGAACUAACAUAAUUGUCUGUAUGUAAUGUCUGUCUGUCUGUAUGUGUGUCAGAUGUCUUUCAUCAUGUCCCCUCAGUCCUCUCCUCUGAUUGGCUGUCAGCUGUUCCCUCACACACACACAUGUUGACCUACAUUAAGUCUGAUCGACCAAUCAGAGCUCAGAGUCUUUAAACUUUGAUGUUGUUAGUUUGUCUGCAUGUCUGCUUCUGUGAAGCCACCCUGCAGGUCAGCCACCGUUUCCAUGACAAUGCUGCCAACACAGUCCAAAGGUCACCUGUUCAGACUGAAGAGAGCCGGGUCACAUGAUUGUCUGUCCCACAGUAACCGCAACCUGAUAGGCCAGAGCUGGGGAGUGAUGUCAUCUGAUAGGCUGUAACCUAGAGACCAGGUGUGUCAUGCAGGAGGCGAGAGGAGGAGACAGACAAGACAAGGGGAGGAGAAGAAAGCAAGUCAAAGAAGGGUAAAAAGAGGAGAAGAAAGGAAGAACGGUAUAUCUGAGGAGUUAGAGGAGGAGCUGACAGAGGAGGAGCUGAGGAACAGAUAGAGAAGGAGCUGAGGAGAAGACUGAGAAGGAGCUGAGGAGCAGACAGAGGAGGAGCUGAGGAGCAGGCGGAGGAGCUGAGAGGAGCAGACAGAGGAGGAACUGAGGACCAGGUGGAGGAGCUGAGGAGCAGACGGAGGAGCAGAGAGAGGAGGAGCUGAGGACCAGGCGGAGGAGCUGAGGAGCAAACAGAGGAGGAGAUGGAUGUCAAUGUGAUCCGGCUGAGUCAUUGUCAGAAGGAGAUCUUCUGUUUCUCAGUGCCGGAGGAGUGUCCGAGCUGUGGGGAGGAGCUGAGGGGGAGCCGACUGCAGGAGGCACCAGUCAGCCUCCCGUCCCCCUUCACUAAUGGACACAAGACGUCCUGCUGCCUGCUGGUCGCACCUGCACACAACAACCUCACCAGAGACUUUGACGGGAUGUCAGAUCUUCACACCGGGAUCUCCAACACUUCAGGAAUUGUGUAUAACUACACUCUUGGUGGAGUUGGUAAAGAUCAGAGUGGGUGGGAACGUUGCAUCAGUGUUCCUCUGGUCCGACCCGACAUGUUCAACCUGCUAGCUCAAUGGGACCAGUACCUGGACCGCUUCUCUGUUGGACCCAUGUGGGACCCUGCCUGGCACAGGUUCGAUGACAAGGACCAUAAUUGCUUCACUUUCUGUCUUCAGUUCAUUAACAGUGUCCUGGCGACAGAGGGGCGGAGCUCUCUGAGCAGAGAGACCUUUACUCACAGCUUCAUCCUGCCGAGGAUGAGGAGGGUCACCAAAUACACUGCACUGUACCAACAUAUCCAGAGACACCAGUACUACGUGGUGGACAGACAGGGGGACAGAAAGGGGGACAGUCCUCUGAACUAAAGCUUUGACUUGAACUUGUUUAAAGCAGUUGUUACAUCAUCUGAUCAGGUGUCUGCUCUCAGACUGUCGCACAGGGGAAGAUGCUGACACAGGUACGUGGUCACACCUGGUCUGGGGUUGUGAGGUGGCUAAAUUCACAGACACGACAUCAGAGACCUUCUCUGCUGUGGAAUCAAGAUUCAGGUCUGGAAUGGUGGACAUACCUGCAGGAAGAACACCUGGAGUACUAUACACCUGUACCAGGUGUUAACUGGUGAGGAACACUGGGCUGUAAACUGGUGAGGAACACUGGGCUGUAAACUGGUGAGGAACACUGGGCUGUUAACUGGUGAGGAACACUGGGCUGUAAACUGGUAAAGAACACUGGGCUGUUAACUGGUGAGGAACACUGGGCUGUAAACUGGUAAAGAACACUGGGCUGUAAACUGGUGAGGAACACUGGGCUGUUAACUGGUAAAGAACACUGGGCUGUUAACUGGUGAGGAACACUGGGCUGUUAACUGGUAAAGAACACUGGGCUGUAAACUGGUGAGGAACACUGGGCUGUUAACUGGUAAAGAACACUGGGCUGUUAACUGGUGAGGAACACUGGGCUGUAAACUGGUAAAGAACACUGGGCUGUUAACUGGUGAGGAACACUGGGCUGUUAACUGGUAAAGAACACUGGGCUGUAAACUGGUGAGGAACACUGGGCUGUAAACUGGUGAGGAACACUGGGCUGUUAACUGGUGAGGAACACUGGGCUGUAAACUGGUAAAGAACACUGGGCUGUUAACUGGUGAGGAACACUGGGCUGUAAACUGGUGAGGAACACUGGGCUGUUAACUGGUGAGGAACACUGGGCUGUAAACUGGUGAGGAACACUGGGCUGUUAACUGGUGAGGAACACUGGGCUGUAAACUGGUAAAGAACACUGGGCUGUUAACUGGUGAGGAACACUGGGCUGUAAACUGGUGAGGAACACUGGGCUGUAAACUGGUGAGGAACACUGGGCUGUUAACUGGUGAGGAACACUGGGCUGUAAACUGGUGAGGAACACUUAGCUGGUUGAGGGUUUGUGUUCUUCACCAGAACAAUCAUAGGACAAUAAAACAUUCAGUUCCAAACAGAAUCCUUCAUCAUCAUCAUGUUGGAACAGUUUAAAAAAGCUUCUCCUGUAUGUUCUGACUAAAGAUAAGUUCUGAUUAAAUGUUCCUCAGGUUCUGGUUAAAUGUUCCACUAAUUCUGGUUCCUCUGGAGAUAAAAACCUGAGUCAGAGACUAAUGUUCUUUUUACAAGGAACUCAGAUGGAGGUGUUUCAGUGUGUUUUGGAUCCUGAGCUUCAGACAGAAACGUCUCGUGUUCAGUUUGAUUUGCAAAUGUUUAGAAUAUUUUAUUUUUGUUUGAUGUACGAAGAAACACAAAUAAAGAUUCAGACUUCCUGUUUAA